Messenger RNA from Manihot esculenta (cassava), 1545 nucleotides. Its product is annotated as sugar transport protein 10. The coding region runs from base 1 to 1545 and encodes 514 amino acids. Lineage: Eukaryota; Viridiplantae; Streptophyta; Magnoliopsida; Malpighiales; Euphorbiaceae. Gene Ontology annotation, cellular component: membrane. Gene Ontology annotation, molecular function: monosaccharide transmembrane transporter activity. The record is from RefSeq and is a predicted model, not a curated record. The transcript has 4 exons. Gene Ontology annotation, biological process: monosaccharide transmembrane transport.
AUGGCAGGAGGUGGUUUUGCUGUUCAAGGUACGGCGAGGAACUAUGAAGGUGGUGUCACAACCUUCGUUAUCAUCACCUGCUUCGUUGCAGCUUUUGGUGGUCUCAUUUUCGGAUAUGAUAUUGGUAUCUCAGGUGGGGUGACUUCCAUGGAUCCCUUUUUAAUGAAGUUCUUCCCGAGUGUGUACCGAAAAGAGACAGAGGAACACCAUGAGGAUAUGUACUGCAAAUUUGAGAGUCAUCUGCUCCAGUUGUUCACAUCUUCGUUGUACUUUGCAGCGUUGAUAGCUUCCUUCUUUGCUUCUACAGUGACUAGGGUAUUUGGUCGUAAGAUCUCCAUGUUGUUUGGAGGCUUAGUUUUCCUCGUUGGUUCCAUCCUUAGUGGUGUUGCCAUAAACGUCGCUAUGCUUAUUAUCGGUCGUUUGUUGCUUGGCGUGGGUGUUGGAUUUGCUAAUCAGGCUGUUCCAGUUUAUUUGUCUGAAAUGGCACCAGCUAACAUUAGAGGUGCACUUAACAUUGGUUUCCAAAUGGCAAUCACCGUCGGUAUAUUGGCUGCAAAUCUCAUCAACUACGGAACAGCAAAGAUUGAAGGUGGUUGGGGAUGGAGACUUUCCUUAGCUCUUGCAGCAGUACCUGCGAUAAUGAUAAGUGUUGGAUCUCUCUUUCUACCAGAUACACCGAAUUCCAUCCUCGAGAGAGGCCAUCCUGAGAAGGCCAGAGAAAUGUUGAAAAAGAUUCGUGGUACAAACAAUGUUGAUGAGGAGUUCCAAGACCUGAUUGAUGCAACUGAAGCUGCAAAGAGUGUAGAACACCCAUGGUUGAACAUUAUGAAGCCACAAUACAGGCCUCAACUUGUCAUUUGCUGCUUGAUUCCAUUCUUCCAGCAGGUCACUGGAAUUAAUGUCAUCAUGUUUUAUGCGCCUGUUCUAUUCAAGACUUUGGGGUUUGGCGAUGAUGCUUCGCUUAUGUCAGCUGUUAUAACUGGCGUAGUUAAUAUGUUGGCCACAAUUGUUUCCAUAUACUCCGCUGAUAAGUUUGGAAGACGGCUUUUGUUCCUUGAAGGUGGCAUCCAAAUGAUCAUUUCCCAGAUUCUGGUUGGAUACAUGAUUGGCAAAAGCUUCGGGACUGAUGGUGUAGGGAAAUUGUCAGGUGGAUCAGCAAACUUUGUGCUGUUCUUGCUUUGCGUAUAUGUAGCAGCUUUUGCGUGGUCUUGGGGUCCCUUGGGGUGGCUGGUGCCUAGUGAGAUAUGCUCUCUGGAAAUCCGAUCAGCCGGCCAAGCUAUCAACGUCUCUGUUAACAUGCUCUUUACCUUUGUGAUUGGCCAAUUCUUUUUAACAAUGCUUUGCCACAUGAAAUUUGGGCUUUUUUUAUUCUUCGCUUGCUGGGUUGUGGUCAUGACGAUCUUCGUAUACUUCUUCUUGCCUGAGACGAGAAACGUACCCAUUGAAGAGAUGAAUAGGGUCUGGAAAGCACAUUGGUUUUGGAGCAAGUACAUACCAGAUGAUGCGGUUAUUGGUGGCCCGUCUUCUAAGCAACAGAUUGCAUGA